This is a messenger RNA of Guillardia theta CCMP2712, 692 nucleotides long. It is a transcript of the gene sUbc14, whose product is annotated as ubiquitin-conjugating enzyme Ubc14. The transcript has 8 exons. Gene Ontology annotation, molecular function: ubiquitin conjugating enzyme activity. The record is from RefSeq and is a predicted model, not a curated record. The coding region runs from base 69 to 674 and encodes 201 amino acids. NCBI's taxonomy places the organism in Eukaryota, Cryptophyceae, Pyrenomonadales, Geminigeraceae. Gene Ontology annotation, biological process: ubiquitin-dependent protein catabolic process; protein polyubiquitination.
AAGGCGGGAGAAGCGAAGCGAGACGAGGAGGGAGAGGAGAGGAGAGGAGAGGAGAGGAGGGUACAGUCAUGUCAUUAUGGUCAGUCGAUCAUUGUCAGCUCUUGCUCGCCUGCUUCCUUUCCUUGGCUCUUCUACCUGGUUUGCUUGCCAUGGCGCCAGCAGCAAACUCUCCUACGAGGUUGAGAAGCUCGCAGAUCUUGAGGAUGCAGUUGAGAGAGUUGCAGGAAAACCCGUCAGAGCUUUUCUCGGCAGGUCUCGUCGACGACUCCAACAUGUUAGAGUGGAACAUCUGCAUCAGUGGGCCGCCGGACUCCCUCUAUGAAGGAGGAAUAUUCAGUGCGAGGUUGUCGUUUCCAGAGAAUUAUCCCGACAAGCCUCCCAGCAUGAAGUUUCUCACUCCCAUCUGGCAUCCCAACGUUUACAGCAACGGAGAUGUCUGCAUCUCCAUCCUCCAUGCCCCCGGUGAAGACGCGACCAACCCGCAGGAGCUCGCGAGCAUGAGGUGGAACCCCGUCCACACGGUGGAGACAAUCGUGCUAAGUGUCAUCUCCAUGCUCUCGGACCCAACCGACGACUCUCCUGCCAACGUAGAAGCUGCGGUUGAGCUGCGCAACAACUUCAAUCUCUACAAGCAACAUGUCUCCAAGUGCGUUGCCGACUCCCUUGAAAUGUGAAAAGAAGCGCUUAGCAUU